UCUGCGCGGCCACGCCCCCUUGUUCCCCGCGGCCUCCCGGGUCAGCUGGUGCUGGCGUCAGGCGCUGGGCGGGCUCGCCAGGACCUGGCAAGGCUUGUUUACUAUGGCCGAUGAUCUGGAGCAGCAGCCUCAAGGCUGGCUGAGUAGCUGGCUGCCCACGUGGCGCCCCACUUCCAUGUCUCAGCUGAAGAAUGUGGAAGCCAGGAUCCUCCAGUGUCUCCAGAAUAAGUUCCUGGCCAGAUAUGUAUCCCUCCCAAACCAGAAUAAGAUCUGGACGGUGACUGUGAGCCCCGAGCAAAAGGACCGCACCCCCCUGGUGAUGGUGCAUGGUUUUGGGGGUGGCGUGGGCCUCUGGAUCCUCAACAUGGACUCACUGAGUGCCCGCCGCACACUGCACACCUUCGAUCUGCUUGGCUUCGGGCGAAGCUCAAGGCCAGCAUUCCCAAGGGACCCGGAGGGGGCUGAGGAUGAGUUUGUGACAUCGAUAGAGACAUGGCGGGAGACCAUGGGGAUCCCCAGCAUGAUCCUCCUGGGGCACAGUUUGGGAGGAUUCCUGGCCACUUCUUACUCAAUCAAGUACCCUGAUAGAGUUAAACACCUCAUCCUGGUGGACCCAUGGGGCUUUCCCCUCCGACCAACUAACCCCAGUGAGAUCCGUGCACCCCCAACCUGGGUCAAAGCCGUGGCAUCUCUCCUAGGACGUUCCAAUCCAUUGGCUGUUCUUCGAGUAGCUGGGCCCUGGGGGCCUGGCCUGGUGCAGCGAUUCCGGCCAGACUUCAAACGCAAGUUUGCAGACUUCUUCGAAGAUGAUACCAUAUCAGAGUAUAUCUACCAUUGCAACGCACAGAAUCCCAGUGGUGAGACAGCAUUCAAAGCCAUGAUGGAGUCCUUUGGCUGGGCCCGGCGCCCUAUGCUGGAGCGGAUUCACUUGAUUCGAAAAGAUGUGCCCAUCACCAUGAUCUAUGGGUCUGACACCUGGAUAGAUACCAGUACAGGAAAAAAGGUGAAGAUGCAGCGGCCAGAUUCCUAUGUCCGAGACAUGGUAUGUUGCACAACCCAAAGAAUGGAAAUGAUGACUGAGAGUCAAUCAGCUCUCAGCCUUGGGGUAGAGAAGGGUAAUCAAGGAGAAAGAGGAAUGGACAGACUGAGAUAGAGCAGUAGAUUUGAGAAGUUUGGAAACUCUCUUUGUAAUAUCUUUUUUUUUUUUUGAGAUGGAGUCUCGCUUUUGUUGCCCAGGCUGGAGUGCAAUGGUGCAAUCUCGGCUCACUGCAACCUCCGCCUCCCGGGUUCAAGCAAUUCUCCUGCCUCAGCCUCCCGAGUAGCUGGGAUUAUAGGCAUGCACCACCACGCCCAGCUAAUUUUGUAUUUUUAGUAGAGACGAGGUUUCUCCAUGUUGGUCAGGCUGGUCUCGAACUCCCGACCUCAGGUGAUCCGCCCGCCUUGGCCUCCCAAAGUGCUGGUUUUGUAAUAUCUUCAUUAGGGGCUUCCUACUUUUAGCCCAGUUCAGCUAAAAGGCUGGUUGUUGUCUAGCAGCCAGGUACCUGCUGGCUCCAGCCCCCACAUAGUUCCUACCCCAAAACCAGAGCCAUGGGCAGUAGAGUGAAUAGUAGAGGCUGCCAUGAAGCCUCUCCACCACACCUCCUCCCCUUUUUUCUUACCCCUCUCCGCCAUGUGCCAAUGAGUGUGCUUAAUGAGGCUGGGUGCUAACCAUGGGCCCAGAUUUACUGGAACUUUGGAUUAAAUGAGCAGAUCAGUGGUGGGGCUAACAUGGAAGGAAAGACAUAGUGAAUGUUCAUCAAAUAAGUAGAAUGGGAAAGCAUUGGCUGUCAAAGGAAAAUACCAAGAUCCAAGCAAGAAAGAUGGAGCAUUAUUUCCGAUAAGAGCUCAUGGGUGGCAGGCAAGCAAGUCUAAGGGGAAAAGAAAUAGCACCAGGAAUAAAGGGCCAUCCCACCCCUGCGGGUCCUCUCUCCACAGGAGAUUAAGGGUGCCUCUCACCAUGUCUAUGCUGACCAGCCACACAUCUUCAAUGCUGUGGUGGAGGAGAUCUGUGACUCAGUUGACUGAGCCGCUCUCUGAAGAGGAAGAGGAGAAAGCCAGAGAGUCACUCUUGCCUCCCUGUCUGCUUACUCACCCACUCUGUCCUUUCCUCACCAACUAACAUGUGCCAGCCAGGCAGAGUCUUGUGCUCUUCCCAGAACAGGACGACAGUGAAAAGAACACUCUUGACCCCACACUGAAAGCUGAAGGCCACAAGAGGCCUUGAGUGCCACCCCCGGGGAAGAACAUAAAGGGUUGCACAAUGCCACCCGUCCACUCCUUGCCAAGUGUUACCCAGAUGGUGGAGGAUGUGAAGGGAUUGCACCAAGCCACAUUCACUCUCUCUGCGGCCUUUCUUCCUCUGGGCAAAGAAGGGUUUCCAGUGGCCUUUCCUCGCUCUGCAGUGUUUGUGGGGAUAGGUUCCAUGCAAAAACACCUUCCUCCUCCAUCCCCCACUUCACCCCAUCCCAUACCAGUUCCAUCCAGGGUCUGGUUAACUGCCAAGAGCAGGUCCUGGAGUUCCCUUCACCUGCAGAGUCCUUUUCAUGACCUAGAAGGUCUUAUUCAAAGGCCUCAUUGACAGAGGAAGAAACAGGCAAGGCAGGACAUGGCUGGACCAUGGUGAUACAGCUCUUGUGUGAUUCAAGUUCUGGCAGAGCUUGUAAGGCUAGAGCCCAGGUCUGCUGACACCCUGUGCUUGUUGCACACUUGAUUUGCUAAGGCUGGAGACAGGCACCAUUGCCAUGGGGCUGGUCCUAGUCACUGGCUGAGGAUAAGCCCGUCCCUGCCCCACAUUCUAGCCCCACUAUGCGGGGGUGCUGUUGUCCUGCCUGUGUCUCAUCCCUGGCUGCCUAAGCUAGGGACACUCAAGUGCUUCCUUCUUUGCCCCAUCUUCCUCCCAACUGGAGGCCUCUGAGCCUCCCCUGUGCCUUGGGCCCUGAAGCCCCACAUGUAGUAUAGAGCAAAGGUGGCUCCUGGUGAAGAGAGGGUGGAAAGGCCCUUCAGCCCCCGGGCCAUGUCUGGGUUCUCCAUGCCCAUCAGUCUCUGCAGUUUCUCUACCUGCCCCCAGAGCUGAGGCCAUCUGCAAGCCCCUGCCCAUGGCCCAGUGGGGAGCCUCCAGCCGCCAGUUCCCUGUCCUUAUCAGCCACUGGGUGGUUCCCACUGCAUGACCCUCUAUCUCUGCUAUCUGUCCCCAUGGUUUCCAGCUCAAUCCACUCCUGACCCAUCUGUCAGCUCUCUCCCAGGGAGCCGUUUCAGGGGUUCUGGGCAGUAGGCUGGGCCUGGCCUCAGAACCUGGCGGCUCCUGCCUGCUCCUUCACUUUUGUAAAACCAACCCUUUCACCAGAAUGGUAUUAACUCCUGGUGCUUUGUACUACUGGUCCAGCUGCCCUGGGCUCCUUUUCUAUAUUAAUAAAGAAAUGAGUAAAAAUUA
Symphalangus syndactylus (siamang) is the source of this 3469-nucleotide messenger RNA. RefSeq names its product abhydrolase domain containing 4, N-acyl phospholipase B (gene ABHD4). Gene Ontology annotation, biological process: phosphatidic acid biosynthetic process; lipid homeostasis. Gene Ontology annotation, cellular component: lipid droplet; mitochondrion. NCBI's taxonomy places the organism in Eukaryota, Metazoa, Chordata, Mammalia, Primates, Hylobatidae. The record is from RefSeq and is a predicted model, not a curated record. Gene Ontology annotation, molecular function: lysophosphatidic acid acyltransferase activity; phosphatidylcholine lysophospholipase A1 activity.